Messenger RNA from Betta splendens (Siamese fighting fish), 2621 nucleotides. RefSeq names its product RAB5B, member RAS oncogene family (gene rab5b). Lineage: Eukaryota; Metazoa; Chordata; Actinopteri; Anabantiformes; Osphronemidae. Gene Ontology annotation, molecular function: GTP binding; GTPase activity. The transcript has 6 exons. Bases 288 to 938 code for a protein of 216 amino acids. The record is from RefSeq and is a predicted model, not a curated record.
CAGGCUGAGAAUGCGGCUGUCUGACAAUGCGGCAGCCAGCGCGCAUGCGCCACAUUACAGGAAGUCUGCUAACGUUUUCUUCUACCAGCUGAGAGCCAAACUGUCAACAGUUAAACCUGCGAUACCUGCGCCGCCGAAGCAACAACACACGAGAAUCAUCCAGGCGAGGAGGAAGAUCACAUCCUGAAACUGUCUGCGAGACCGUGAUCGACAUCCCAGAAGCCGCUGUCUCGGCCCCAGGGAGGAGCCCCCCCCCCACAGCCUGCCACCGCCCCACCAGCGUCGCUAUGAGCUCCAGAGGGAGCGGAGGCCGCUCCAACGGCACACUUCCACAGACCAAGAUCUGCCAGUUCAAGCUGGUGCUGCUCGGGGACAUGGCCGUGGGAAAGUCCAGCCUGGUUCUGCGUUUUGUCAAGGGGCAGUUUGACGAGUUCCAGGAGACGACCAUCGGAGCCGCCUUCCUGGCUCAGUCUGUGUGUCUGGAUGACACCACAGUGAAGUUUGAGAUCUGGGACACUGCAGGACAGGAGCGGUACCACAGCCUGGCUCCCAUGUACUACCGCGGCGCGCAGGCUGCCAUCGUGGUGUUCGACAUCACCAAGCCGGAGACGUUGGAGAGGGCGAAGGCCUGGGUGAAGGAGCUGCAGCGGCAGGCCAGUCCCAACAUCGUCAUCGCGCUGGCUGGGAACAAGGCUGACCUGGCAGAGAAGAGGCUGGUGGAGUAUGAGGAAGCCCAGACGUACGCAGAGGAUACCGGCCUGCUCUUCAUGGAGACGUCCGCCAAGACGGCCAUGAACGUCAACGAGCUGUUCCUGGCCAUUGCAAAAAAGAUGCCAAAAACAGACACCCAGAACCCGACACACGCAGCACGACAUCGUGGAGUGAACCUCCAGGACCCAGACGCCCACUCAAGCCGAGCCUGCUGUGGUGGCAACUAGAGCCCACACGUCCGACCCGUAUUCCAUCACUAUACGCCACAGCCCUUCAACCAUCCGGUCCCCUUCCACCAACCUACACGAGGUGGGCUGGAAACAGGGAAACCCAAAAUCUGCACACCCCCUCCCUUCAUUCAUCAGAGAUUCAGAGCUGAGAAGAAGCGAAACAGAGAGAAGAAGAAAAGCCCAGUGUUUGACACGCGGUUCCGGUGGUUCUGCAUCUGGAAAUGGCUCGUGGAGGUAAAUUGAGGACCGAGAUGGAGACGAGGAAAAUAAAGGUGGUGGAAGACACUGUCAAACCUGUUGUAGUAGUUAGAUCCAGUUUUCUUUCAUUUUCACUCUGCCUUGCAGCGUUUCAGCCACAGCCCUGUUCGCUUGUGUAACGAUGCACAAACUGAGCAAGACAGGAAGGGGAAAAACGUCCAGGGCAUGAAAUGAGCCCAGCAGCUGCUUUCUCGCUCGCUUUUCCACCGCCUAGUCUUGAAUCGAUCAAAUCCUGCUGUGAAUAUUGCCACGUGUUAUAGCCCUGGUAUAGUACUGCUACACUGUCCUGUCUGACGUUUCCCCUGGUGCCACCGACACUGUCCACAUCAGAGGUAACGUUUGUCCAACAUAAGCCAACUUGUGCUUGCUUGCUGUUUAGACUGAUGGCAUCCAUUCCACUCUGCCCAUGUGUCCAGACAAGAUCCAUUAUUCAUAGUUCAGAUCUGAAGAAAGGAGCUUGAUUUUACAUUGUGUUUCUCAAAGAUGACGUUUUGUUCAGUAUGUUGCUUGGGUGCUCAAGAGUAAAGCAGCACCAGAUUUUUGUUAAAAUAGUCUUGAUACCGACUCCCAGCAGCGUUAUGACUACAACAGUAGGUCCUGGUUUGCCUUUCAGUGUUCGUUUUCACCCGGAAUUUAACUGGACAUUGAUCAACAACGGCAGACAGGAAGCACAGGCCCCCUGCUGUGCACUGGUUUGAAACCUCAGCAGCCCUGCUAAGCCACAUCCAGGUUAAUGGCUACUUCACACACAGAUCUACAGCACAUCUGCUCACUUCCCAGUCCAGCUGAUUUGGCUUCUUAUGCACCUUGAUUUGGUAUCAAGACCAGAUUUAGAAAAUCCUACACCAGUUUUUCAUGUUUGCUAUAGUAUGUACGUUUCUACACAGACCAAACAUCCCUCAAACCCAAAGGACAAACACCCACUGAGCUCAGCUCAGACUAAUAAUAUAAUAUAUUGGGAAGAUAAAAUUCAACUUGUGCCCUGUUGGAAAGACUGUUGCUCAUGUUUUUAUAAAUCUCCUGUCUUAAGAUGUUGGAGAACCUGGAAUCACAGUGACCGUAAAGGGUUUUACUGCUUGAUCCAAGGUGUUGUGCUGGACUGCUCUGUUAGAAAUUGUUUAGGAACAAAAGGAGCAAAGAAAUGCUGACAACACAAAAAACAGAAGUGCCUAUUUCCAGUUUUCUUUGUUAAUCAUGUCUGAGGCUUCUGUGUUUGCAAAGUGGAAAAGGAAAAAACAAGCAUAAACGCUAACUUGGCACCAUGUCAUUACUUUGUAUGGAUGUGAGGAGAUCUUGUCGAAGACACUGUAUGUUAUUGUUUUAAUUUUAACCAGUGGAUGUUAGCAGAGCACACUAAUGAAAAUGGAACAGCUGUUUGAACGGACUGAUCAAUGUUAUAAAUCUGUUUGGUUUGAACAAACA